Loa loa (African eye worm) is the source of this 1140-nucleotide messenger RNA. RefSeq lists its product as hypothetical. Gene Ontology annotation, molecular function: structural constituent of cuticle. Lineage: Eukaryota; Metazoa; Nematoda; Chromadorea; Rhabditida; Onchocercidae. The record is from RefSeq and is a predicted model, not a curated record. The transcript is spliced from 6 exons. The coding region runs from base 1 to 1140 and encodes 379 amino acids.
AUGAAAACAUUAUAUUUUUGGAUUUAUGCACUAUCAACUGUAAGUCUUUUAGCAAUUGUCAUAUCAUUGGUGACAUGUGCGAUGCUAUUUCAGGAUAUUAAUAAUUUAUAUUAUGAAAUACUCGAUGGUAUGGAAGAAUUUAAGAUGAUAACGAAUGAUGCUUGGUUGGAGAUAAUGAAAUAUCAAAGAUUAAAAAAUAGAAGUUAUAUGGAUAGCACCUCAAAAUUAACAUUAUUUCAAAUGUUUAGAUCGAAACGAAUUCAACGACAAGCAUAUGAUAAUAAUGAUAAUUUACAACCACAAUGUGCAUGUGCACCACAACCAAAUACUUGUCCAUCUGGUCCACAAGGUCCACCUGGAAUACCUGGCUAUCCAGGAAUUGAUGGAGAACAUGGUCUACCAGGUAAACCUGGAUUAAACGGUAUAGAUAUUUUGUAUGAAUCAGAGCCAUUUGAAUAUAAAACGUGCAUCGAAUGUCCACCAGGACCUGAAGGACCACCAGGAGACCCGGGACCAAUUGGUGCAGAAGGACCACCAGGAAUGCCGGGCAAACCGGGACCUGAUGGAAAUCCUGGCUUGCCUGGACAACAGGGUCCAAUCGGUGAGCAAGGUCCACCUGGUCCACCUGGACCAGUUGGACCACCUGGAGAAAUGGGUAAAUCGAUAUUGGUAAUGUUCGGUAGACCAGGACCAAAAGGACCGCCUGGACCUCAAGGUCCAGUUGGUUUACCUGGCAAAAAAGGUGAACCAGGACUAAAAGGAAAUAUAGGUCCAGCAGGGAAGCGAGGACCUCCCGGUGUACCAGGAUAUCCGGGACAAGAUGGAGUACCAGGAGAGCCCGGUGAACCAGGAAGACCGGGUAUUGACUCUGAAUAUUGUUCUUGUCCUCAGCGUACUCCCUAUAUCUAUGGUGAAUCGCUUGGUGAAUCAGUUGGACCACCAGGAAAGCCGUAUGAUUUUAAAGAGCCAGAAGUAUAUAUUCCGGAUGAAGUCGAACCAUCAGAUGGCAAUUUUUACACAUUAUCGGAAUCAGAUCCCACGUACGUUCGGUAUCAGAAAUUGAGACGUCAUCGACGUUUGCUCAAAAAAUUUGCCCGAAAAAAAACAAUUUUAGGCGAGAAAUUAAUGAGAAAGAAUUAA